AGAAAAAAAUACUACUCAGUAAUCGCAUGUCUAUCCACUGGUCUAGAUGGAUUCAUUGUUCAAUUACCUCACGCGAAACUCUCUAUUACAUUUGUUUCUAGUUUUAGUUUGUAUAGAGUCGGGACAACCUAGUGUAAAGUUCAAGUCGGUGGAAAACAGUGAGAGUUUAGCGAAAAAUGGGGGAAUUUUGCAGGGAAAAAUCAGCUGGAUUGGGUGGCCCCUUACUAAGGCUUUAUGGGGGUUUGCUCCGAAAACCUCGGGGAUCUGUGGUCAACAUUCGAGAAUGUUUGAGGAACACCUGAAGUUGGGGAGUCUGUGGGCUGUACAGAUGUUAGAAUCAUCUACUCUAUCACCUGGAGGAUUAUUGGCAGGUGACAACUAUCAGUUGGGACACUACGAUCAAUGCAUCAAAACCCAGGUUCCACAACUGGGGAUUAGUGGAAAAUACUGUUUGGCAACCAUCAACUACCAGCCAAAAAAUGACGUUUUUAGGGAUUAUUACAAAAACGAAUUUGUGUCCAAUCAAUUCAGCCUCAACUACAAUCCAAUGGAGUCGGCGUGGAAGAAGAUCAAGGAAACUGAUGAUCCAUCUAAGAAAAAACGCAACGUUCUUUAUUGGGCGGUAUGCGUCUCUUCAGCUUGCUUAAACAAAGAGGUUGAAAGCAGCUUGCGAAAAAUUGUGAUUCCGACUUUAUCUGAGAACGGCAUUGAAGCUACACUUGAAGUCAAUGAGAAACAUUGCAGUGGACAGCAAUCUGAAUAUCCUGAAAGUGUAGUACAAGGUCGAGAAAUCAUGAAGUGGCUGAUAAUAGCCUCUCUACUAUUGGUUAUAAUUGCAUCAACUAUUGAUAUGUCUUAUUUCCGAUCAAGAAAGCAGGUUUCAGAGAAAAAAGGAAAUAAGCACUCACUCAUGCUCUCUUACUCGAUCUACGAGAACUUCUUGAACCUGAAAAAGCCAGACCCUUCCGAUGAGUUUGCCUCUCUACAUGGAAUGAGAACUUAUUCAAUGUUCCUGAUAAUUCUGGGUCAUAGGUGCUUGUUCACUUACGGGGGACCAUUUCACAAUCCUGAGUUCCUCGAAGAAAGAUUUCGCUGCUUUACCGAUAUGUUUCUACUGAAUGGCACACUGAUAGUAGACACAUUCUUCUUGUUGAGUUCGUUUCUUACAUGCUACAUGCUUCUAUUGGAAAUGCAGAAACGGAAAAAGAUGGACUUCAUGUCAGUGUAUAUCUACAGGUGGACAAGGAUAGCACCAACCUACAUGUUUGUUUUGGGAUUUCAAGCUCUCGUGUUUCCAACCCUUGGUAACGGUCCUAUUUGGAAUGCCAAAGCAGGUCUACAGUCUAAGAGAUGUCGCAAAAAUUGGUGGACUAAUUUACUGUUCAUCAACAAUUAUGUCAACUCUGAAAAUUUGUGUAUGUUCCAGUCGUGGUUUAUUUCGUGUGACAUGCACUUCUUCAUAAUAGGCAUGCUGGCCACACAUCUCUACUCAAAACGUCAGAGAGUUGGAGUUUUAUUUGCAUCCGUUCUCUUGGGAAUAUCUAUUCUAGUUCCAUUUCUGGUCACCUUUUUGGGGAAAUAUGAUGGUGUUCUCAGAGUUUACAUGAGUUUAUUAGAGGAUCCACCCAGCAACCGAAAUUAUAGAGAAGUUUACAUAAAAACUCACAACAGAGCGGGCCCUUAUAUGGUUGGAAUUUUGGCUGCUUUCUUAUAUCACAAACUUAAAACAAAUGAAUUUCGAUUCAAAAAGAUUCAAGUACAAAUUGGAGGUGUUAUCUGUGCCAUAGUGGCCCUUAGUGCCAUGCUGAGUGCGUGGGUGUUCUACAUACCUGGACGAGAGUACAGUGCACUAGAGAGUGCCCUCUAUGCCUCAUUGCAUAGGAUAUUCUGGUCCAGUGCAAUGGCCUGGAUCAUUAUAACCGGCGGAACUACAGGAUUUGGUGUUUUGGGUCCGAUUUUGAGUAUGAAAGCAUUGAUACCACUGAGCAGAUUGACUUACUCUGUCUUUCUUAUUCACGGUAUGGUGCAGCUAUUCUCAGUUGCCACUGUCCGUUCUUCGGAAUAUAUCACGUUCCCCAAAUUGUUCUGGAUGUGCUUUGGAGAUAUAACGACGUCAUUCAUACUUGGCUUGCUUCUACAUUUGACAAUAGAAGCGCCUAUUGCAGGAGUGAUGAAAAUUAUUCUGAUGCCAAAGAGGAAAGCUUCAAGAGAACAAAUCAAGAUCGAGAAGGAAUCUACAAAAAUGUUAGAAGAAGAAUCAACCAGCAAGCAGCAAGAUGAAAUGGACAAUACAAUGGAAACGAACAGCAUAUCAACAAAAGAUGGAGAAAACAGGGAAACAAAAUUGCAAGAGAUGCAACAAGAGAGAGAUAAAAUGCAAAUGGUCUCAGAGACUAUUGACAGGUUUUUGGAGAAGAAAGAACUGUGAUUUUAAUUAUCCUCAUUGGAAUUGAAUAUAUUAUUGUAACACUUAUAUUGAUAGAAAAUUGUAAAUUGUGAAAAAUAUCCUAAUUAGAAUGAAAUGAAUAUUAUUUUAAGCACUGGUAGGGAAUUUUUGAAAUGUUUCAAGAACUCUGUUGAAUGCUUUGAUGUUGCUUUAUACCAACGUAGGAUUACAAUAAUGUUGAACAUGCAUUAUUACUAUAAGUCAUUUGUAUAUUAUUCGAAUAAUUUUUGGAAUUGUGGUUUGAUAAGUUUGAGAUUCUACUCCUUGAUGACUGCAAAAUAUUUAUAGUAUAUGAUAUUUUAAUAAUAUGAUAUGAUACAUUAUGCAAAGGCUGCCAAAUCGCAUUAUUGUUCAUCAUUGUACCAUACCUUGCACAUAAUCAUUGGAGGAUUUCAUGCUGAUUCAAUAAAUAAAUAUUAUAAUAAAUUGUGUUGUUAGCUUAAACUUUCACAACAGUAUCCAAGAGCUAGCAACACU
This is a messenger RNA of Nilaparvata lugens (brown planthopper), 2923 nucleotides long. Its product is annotated as nose resistant to fluoxetine protein 6-like. Lineage: Eukaryota; Metazoa; Arthropoda; Insecta; Hemiptera; Delphacidae. The record is from RefSeq and is a predicted model, not a curated record. The coding region runs from base 47 to 2428 and encodes 793 amino acids. Gene Ontology annotation, molecular function: acyltransferase activity, transferring groups other than amino-acyl groups. The transcript is spliced from 13 exons.